Osmerus eperlanus (European smelt) is the source of this 3863-nucleotide messenger RNA. RefSeq names its product ArfGAP with GTPase domain, ankyrin repeat and PH domain 2 (gene agap2). Gene Ontology annotation, biological process: activation of GTPase activity; negative regulation of neuron apoptotic process. The record is from RefSeq and is a predicted model, not a curated record. Gene Ontology annotation, cellular component: nucleus. Gene Ontology annotation, molecular function: GTPase activator activity; GTPase activity; GTP binding. Lineage: Eukaryota; Metazoa; Chordata; Actinopteri; Osmeriformes; Osmeridae.
GCACACAGCACCUUUCUCUUGGACUAAUUCACACAUGUGCGUUCAUGCAUUUGUGUAUUUUUAACUGUUUGGACGGGGAACAGAAAAACCUGAAGUUCAAAUGGGCUGAAAAGAGUACUUUUUUGUUGAUCAGUUCAUAACAAUCUGUAUUUGUCAAGAUGAAUAGCUUCGGUAAAUCAGCAUUUUCAAAUGCAAUCAAAGCAGAGGUCAAGAGGCACCAGUCUGUCCAGAAUACUAUCAACAGACUCUUUAAGCAGUUUGAGAGGGUUGAAGAUCCACAGCUGCGUUCCGGUCUCAAAGUUUACCUUCAUAGCAUCCAAGCGGCGAUUGCCAACAGUCAGGAGUGGACCCUGACUCGCUCCAUCCCAGAGCUGCGUCUGGGGGUGCUGGGGAGUCUGCGCAGUGGCAAGUCGGCACUGGUGCACAGAUACAUCACCGGCAGCUACCUUCCGCAUGAGAAACCCGACGGUGGGAAGUACAAGAAGGAAGUGCUGGUGGACGGGCAAAGUCAUCUGUUACUGGUCAGGGAGGAGGCGGGGCCUCCUGACGCCCAGUUCAGUAGCUGGGUGGAUGCGAUCAUCUUGGUGUUCAGCCUGGAGAACGAGGCCAGCUUCCAGGAGGUCUACCAGUUUUUCAGCCAGCUGAACACACAUCGCAGCACAGCCGACAUCCCGCUCAUCGUGGUGGGCACCCAAGACAAGAUCAGCAGUACCAACCCUCGUGUGAUUGAGGACAUCCGAGCCAGGAAGCUGUGUGUGGACGUCCGGCACUCUGUGUUCUAUGAGACGUGCGCCACGUAUGGGCUCAAUGUGGACCGGGUCUUUGCUGAGGCUGCCCAGAGGAUGGUGGCUCAGAGGAAGCAGGCAGCCCUCCUGGCCUCCUGCAAGUCCCUGCCCAACUCCCCCAGCCACUCCGGGCUCUCCACCCCAGGCUCAGCCUCCUUCCCUGGGCAGACCAUUAACGGAUGCCAGAGUAAUGACUACCCCUCCUCACUGCCCUCCACCCCGGUGGUUGGUCACAAAGAGCUCCGGGGCGGGGCGGGGGGAGAGGGGGGCAGCGGUGGGGCCUCGGGCUCCCUGAGAAACAUCCCUCGCAGGCGCACCUCUCUGUUCGCGAACCGGCGUGGCAGCGACACAGAGAAGAGAGCAGCUGACCCCAGGGGGGAUGUGGCUAGUGGACGGGCCAUCAAACAGAGUAUCCUGUGGAAGCGGAGUGGCAGCUCUCUGAACAAGGAGUGGAAGAAGAAGUACGUCACGCUGUUGAACAACGGUACCCUCCGCUACCACUCCAGCUUCAACGACUACAUGCAGAAUGCCCAUGGUAAGGAGAUUGACCUGCUGCGUGUCACAGUGAAGGUUCCAGGGAAACGCCCACCCAGAGCUGUCACCCCUGCUGGACCCGCCCCUGGCGUUAACGGGGUGGUCAAAGAUGGAUCAGCCGGCACCAGCACCAGCACCACAGCAGGCCCCCUGUCGGCUGAUGAAGGUGCGGGGGCCCUGUCCCCCCAGGGAGAGAGAGGUGUCCAACGCUGUCCCUCCUCUCUUUCCAACAAGGCAUUCAGUGUCGAUGCUCUUGAGGGGUCACCCAAUCCCCCUUUUGCAAAAGACCCUGGUCAGUCCUCACCGAUGAGUGACCGAAAGAGGAAAGGAAGGAAGAAGAGCAUGAACCAGAAAGGAGACAGCGCUUUGGGUCAGGCAGAAGCCAAGCGCAAAAUGUGGAAGUUAAAGAGCUUUGGUAGCUUAAGAAACAUUAAUAAGACAGAGGAGGAGAAUGCAGACUUCAUCAUUGUGUCCAGCUCGGGGCAGACCUGGCACUUUGAGGCCCAGACUGAGGAGAGGGAGGCCUGGGUGGCUGCCAUCGAGAGCCAGAUCCUGGCCAGUCUGCAGUCCUGUGAGAGUGGCAGGAACAAGGCACAGAGGAGCAGUCAGAGCGAGGCGGUAGCCCUGCAGGCGAUCCGCAACGCCAAGGGGAACAACCUCUGUGUGGACUGUGAAGCUCCCAACCCGACCUGGGCCAGUCUCAAUCUGGGGGCACUGAUCUGCAUCGAGUGUUCAGGGAUCCACCGUAACCUGGGGACCCACCUCUCCCGGGUCCGCUCGCUUGACCUGGACGACUGGCCCGGCGAGCUCACACAGGUCCUGGCUGCCAUCGGCAACCACAUGGCCAACAGCAUCUGGGAGAGCUGCACCCAGGGCAGGCAAAAGCCCACGCCAAACGCCACAAGAGAGGAGAGAGAGUCGUGGAUCAGGGCCAAAUAUGAACAGCGGGUGUUUGUGGCACCCCUGCCAGCCCCAGGUUUGGGCCUGGAGGAAGAUAGCGUACCAGUAAGGCUGCUCUCCGCAGUGACAGAGAGGGACCUGCCCAGGCUCCUCCUGCUCCUUGCACACAGCAGCAAGGAGCAGAUAAACCUCCAGCCCACCGGGGGGCCCUCCACAUCCCGCGCGGCCCUGCACGCUGCCUGCCACCUGGGGGACGUGGUCAUGACUCAGCUGCUGGUCUGGUAUGGGAGUGAUGUGACAGCAAGGGACCCACAAGGUCAGACAGCAUUGGCUCUGGCCAGAAAGACUGGGAGUAAAGAAUGUGCAGACAUUCUGCUGCAACACGGCUGUCCCAACGAAGUGUCCCCGACCACUGCCACCCCCGGUCUCUCCCGCAGAUCAAGCACUGCCAGUCUGGGGCGUACCAACUCCAGGAGAAACUUCUCCUAGCUCUGAGGGGGAUUUCUGCGGUAGCACACAAGGGCUGGAUGCACAGUGUGAAACAAUAAGAUCAUUUCAGUCCAUGGAUGAACUUGUGUCUGUGGUGAGGAUAAAAAGCAAACAAUAAGGAGAAUACAGACUGUACAACAUAUCAACAAUCAAAAGCAAUGUUGACUAUUUACGCAAAAUGUUGCUGACGUCAUUGUUUGUUGAAACUCAUUUUGUUUUUCUUCAUGCCUGGUCUAAUAGAAGUUUUUCUGUCAACGAACAUUUCAGAUAGAUGAACUGCCACAUGACUUUAGCUUUCUGUUUCACUCCUUCUAAAGAAGUGCAAUACUCCAGUCAUUCCUUUAGAUAGCUAAAGAUUAAUUAACAUUUUAAAAGACCUCUGAAAGGGAUGAGGGACAGUGAGUUGUGAAUAAACAGUCAAGCCAGUAAGGAGACUGUAGCAAGAGAAUAAAGUACAUUGAGAGGGCAUAGCUUUUUGGUUGUUUUUUUGUAGCGACUGGGCCAAAAUGUUAAAAAAUCUGUAUGUCAGUAACCAUGAGCUGUUUCUGUACUUUUACACCAUAGGUCAGUAUUGAUUGUUUUGCAGUAAUUACAAAAAAUUCUACAUAGAAUAGAAAGUCGAACAUCACUUCAGAUGUCCCUAAAUGUAUUGAAUUCACUUGUAAUGAUACAAUAUCUUCCUCUAUUCAUUAUUGUGUUCUACGUUUACUGCUGGUUAUGGACAUAAUAUUUGCCAUACAGGGUAAAACUCCCAAAAUUCAAAAUGAAACAGUUUGUAAAGAAACGAUUUCUAGCAAAUUAUUUUUUUGCCAUUUUCUAGUUUUCCAAACAUCUGUGUUUUGAUUCAUGGUCCUGGUAUUUAUCAAAGACACAGAGCCUAUUACAUCUGUGUCCAUGGUGAUGGCACACCAUUCAUACUAUGGGCAGCAGCUAAACAUUACUGGACUACAAGUUUUGUUAUUUUAUAGUGCCAAAUACAUGAAGGCAGCUGUAACAGUACCAUACUGCACACAAAGUAAAAUAUGUUUGAGCAAAAUAAGCCUUUAAUAAGACAUUUUCAUGUUAAAGUGGUGUUUCAUUAUUACUUUGUAUGUGUAACGUCUAUCAAUCAAAGAAAUACUUAAAUUACCUGAAUAAAGGAACUUUUAUAUGUUG